AUGGCAGGCAAAAAGAAAGAACUUCAACUACAGUUUGUAAUUACCAAUCAGGAACAUUGGCACGAGGUUAUGUCAGCUAAAGGCUUAACAGUUGUAGAUGUAUAUCAAGAUUGGUGUGGACCAUGCAAAGCAGUGCUGAGUCUGUUUAGAAAGCUUAAAACUGAAAUUGGGGAUGAGCUGCUGCAUUUUGCUGUGGCUGAAGCUAGCCAUUUUCAUACAUUGGAUGCCUUUAAAGGAAAAUGCGAACCUGUCUUCCUGUUUUAUUCUGGUGGAAAAGCAGUGGCUAUGGUGAAGGGAGUUAAUGGCCCUCUUUUGCAAAAGACAAUCUUAGAACAUGUGCAAGAAGCAAAGAAGCAGCAAGAAAUGGGUGACAAAUACAUUGAAGCACCAGGCCAAGAAAUUUCCCUCCUUGAGAGCACAUUAGAAGUGCCACCAAAUGAAGAUACUCAUGGACAAGAAGACAAGGUAGAAGCAGAGCAGAGAGGGCUAGAGGACAAAGAGGUUGUGGAUUUGUCAGACGAUUCCUACACUGUUGCCAUUAUAAAGCCUGAUGCUGUGUCUCAGGGUAAAGUGAACGAAAUCAAGAAUAAAUUGCAAGAGGCUGGGUUCAUUCUAGUCACCGAAGAACAGAGACACCUCACUGAAGAGCAAGCUAGAGAUUUCUACCUUGACCAGGCUGGGCAGUCAGAGUUUGAGGACCUAGUCAAAUUCAUAUCAAGUGGACCUUGUCAUGUGCUGGUAUUAUCCAGAGGAACUGAAGUAAAUAAAGAUGUUCCUGCAUGGAAAGAAUUAAUUGAACAAUCUGAUGUAGAACUUAUGAAGGCACCCCCAAGUGGUCAUAGUGAGAAACUAAAAUACCAGGAGAGCAGCGAUAGCAAAGAGCUGGCUAGCAGGGAGUUGGCGUUCUUCUUCCCAUCUUUUGGCAAAGAGCAACAGAAAACAGGCACAGAUGAAGCAAUAACACCCAAAAUACAAAACACACUGGCUCUUAUUCGACCUGACCUCCUUAGAGAAAAGAAAAAGGAGAUCCUUCAGAAGAUCAGAGAAUCUGGCUUCACUAUUGCAAUGCAGAAAGAAAUAAUGCUAACAGAAGAGCAGGCAAAAGGAUUUUAUAGGGAGCACGUGGGCCAAGAUUAUUUUCCAGUCCUUAUAAAGCAUAUGACAAGUGGUCCUAUUCUGGCAUUAGCUUUAACACGAGAGGAUGCAGUGCAGCACUGGAGGAAUUUACUGGGCCCCAAAAAACUUGAAGAUGCAAAAGAGAAGGCUCCAGAAAGCCUGCGUGCAGAGUUUGCCCUAGAGAACAUCCCCAUUAACCAGCUUCAUGGCAGUUCUUCUCCUGAAGAAGCAAGGAAAGACCUUGAGUUUUUCUUUCCUGUUGAGCAGACUCUGGCUGUUAUUAAACCAGAUGCCUACAAAGAACAUAAAGAUGAUAUACUGAGCUAUAUUAAGGAAGCUGGGUUUAGUAUAUCACAGAUGAAAGAGACUGUGUUAACAAAAGAAAUGGCUGAAGGAUUCUAUAAGGAUCACAGAGGGAAACCUUUUUUCGAUCAACUAGUGCAAUACAUGUGUCAGGGCCCAUCGAUGAUGAUAAUUCUUAGCAAAGAGAAUGCAGUACAGGAGUGGAGGGACAUGAUGGGUCCUACCGAUCCAGAGCUGGCAAAGCAGUCCAAUCCCAGCUCCCUUAGAGCUCAGUUUGCAAAGAGUAUUUUGGAAAAUGCCAUACACGGCUCCUCUAAUGUGGAACAUGCCAAGAAGAAUAUUAAUUUGAUAUUUGAGAAUAUUAAUCUGGAAUGAUACAUGUUUCAGGCAUGUGCGUGUUAAAAUUAAAAUAACAUCACCUACCGUA
Molecule: messenger RNA, 1846 nt
Organism: Acipenser ruthenus (sterlet)
Lineage: Eukaryota; Metazoa; Chordata; Actinopteri; Acipenseriformes; Acipenseridae
Product: thioredoxin domain-containing protein 6-like
Exons: 15
Coding region: 1-1794 (597 amino acids)
Biological process (GO): UTP biosynthetic process; GTP biosynthetic process; CTP biosynthetic process
Molecular function (GO): nucleoside diphosphate kinase activity
Source: RefSeq, a predicted model, not a curated record